GCAAACUCCCGAUCAUUGAAAAUGUCCAAGUUGAUUCAGUGUUUAUACAGAAAUAGAAGUCUUGAUCAAUCUAGACUCUACUCAGGAUCAUUAGUGAAUACCUUAUCUAACAGAUGGUCAACACCUUUUGAAAAUCGCGGUCAGAAUUUUGCUUUUAUUAGUAAAAGAAAUACGAGUGCAUUUACAUCAAAAUGCAAUCGUAUUUUAAUGCAAAGUCGACUGUCAACGUCAUCGAUGUUAACAAACUAUACGACUAUGUAUUAUGUCAAGGCAGCUACUAUUUAUGACAGCGCACACAACCAAAGUUGCAUCUUCCCUCUUCAAGUGCGUCAAAGACAAACACCACUUUUUAGCUCGUUUGUAGGUCGACUUAGUUAUACACGAAGAAGCUUUUGCAAUUCAUCAUCAUCAUCAAUAACUGGAACUUGCUGGAACUGCAAUGCUCAAAUCACUGUUGUUGAUGAUAUAUCAAUGGUUCAAUUCUUCUGUGGGAUGUGUAACGCUAUUCAACCAGUUUACCAAGAGGCUAACUACUUUCAGGUGCUGAAUUGUGAAGUGACCUUCGACCUCAACCCUGCACAGCUAACACAGACGUUCAGAAAUUUGCAGCGACAGUUGCAUCCUGACAAAUUUAGCAUCAAACCAAAGGUGGAGCAGGAAUUUUCUGCUGAGCAGUCUUCACAGGUGAAUAAGGCCUACAGCACCCUGCUAAAGCCAUUAUCCAGAGGCUUGUACCUGUUAGAGCUGAAUGGGUUGACCAUUGAGGAAGGAGACUCAGGAAUUGAACCAGAGUUCUUGAUGGAGGUGAUGGAAACCAAUGAAGAACUGGCGGAUUCCAGGGAUGAGGACACUGUGAGGAGAAUAGGAAAGGAGAAUGGUGUGAUGCUUGAAAGUCUGUUGAAGGAUCUGUCGGAGGCAUUCUCAAAGAAAGAGUACUCCACAGCCAGAGAGAUCCUGAUGAGAUUAAAAUACUUUGCCAACAUUGACGACAAAGUCAAGGAGCACCUGGAAAAACAUUCUUUGUUAACCAUUUAAAUUGCACAUUUUAUGAAAAAUAAUCUCUGUUUAGUUUGUUCUGAACUGAUUUUAUGAUUUCUUUUAAAUGAAUCCUUGUAAAACCAGUGGUGUAAGGAGGGAGGCGUGUUACCCUUAUUGAUUGUGUGACCGCUUUUAUGUGGUAUUACUCAAUGCUUAAAGGAACUGGACACCUUUGGUAAUUGUCAAAGACAGACCAGUAUUCUCACUUGGUGUAUCCCAGCA
Molecule: messenger RNA, 1260 nt
Organism: Asterias rubens (European starfish)
Lineage: Eukaryota; Metazoa; Echinodermata; Asteroidea; Forcipulatida; Asteriidae
Product: iron-sulfur cluster co-chaperone protein HscB-like
Exons: 6
Coding region: 22-1035 (337 amino acids)
Biological process (GO): protein complex oligomerization; [2Fe-2S] cluster assembly
Cellular component (GO): mitochondrion
Molecular function (GO): protein-folding chaperone binding; ATPase activator activity
Source: RefSeq, a predicted model, not a curated record